Molecule: messenger RNA, 1941 nt
Organism: Vitrella brassicaformis
Lineage: Eukaryota; Vitrellaceae
Source: the annotation of a GenBank genome assembly
ACGUUUCCCUGCAGCCCCUCGGCAGGAUGGACAGCGAAGAGGAGGACGCGAUUGCGUGCGAUUCCAGCUACAGCAAGUGAGUGAGCCGAAGCAGAUCUGCACCCACCCCGCAGUCAGUGCAUUGAUCCGUCCGUUGGUGGUUCGGUUCAUUCAUUCAGCAUCCCCCCUCCCCUUGUGCCCGCUGUCCUGUGCAGGGAGGACUGGCUGCAACGACUCAAAAGCGUCGAACUGUACGAGAGGUAAGCACCAGUGACACAACAGUACGCAGUGCCAUCGAUGGUGGGUGCUGUGUUGUUUGAGCGUGUGUGUGUGUGUGUGUGUGUUGGCUGUGUGUGCCAGCGACAUCCAUGAGGUGAUUCUCAACUUCUUCACCGUGCAUGGCUUCCAGGAUGCGGCAGAGGAACUCAUGAAGGAGGCGCAGCUCAGAAGUCAGUACUCAAGCAGACAGACAGACAGACACAUCCAUGGUGUGGUGGCUGGCCAUUUGUGGGUGCCUGCGGUGUUUGCAGCUGAGAUGCCGAUGACGUCGAUAGGACGGCGGCAGGAGAUCCGGCAGGCGCUGCUGCGGGGCGACAUACCCACCGUCAUGAGCACCCUCGAUGACCUGGACAGAGAGGUAGGCUGCCGCACGGAAUGAAUGAAUAGGGGUCAUGGAUGCAUCGAGAUCGAAGCCCGAUCCAUGACCCCAGAUACUCCGCCGCAACCCCGAGGUCCGCUUCCAGUUGAAGCAGCUGCAGCUCUUCAAAAUCAUACAAGAUGUACGUACACUGACAAAACAGCAACUCACAAUCAGCACCGAGGGGAGAUUACGGCCAUGAUGCGCACCAUGACUCUGUCUCUGUGUGUGUGUGUGUGUGUGUGUGUGCAGGGCAACACGUUGGAGGCGAUAGACUUCGCGCAGACACACCUCGCCCCCGAAGUCACAGAACACGUAAGUAGCCCCAAUCAGUCAGGACCGCCUUGCUGUGCUGAUGGUGCCAGUGCCUGCCUACCUUGUGUUGUGUGUGGGGUUCAUCAGCCCCAACUGUUGCCCCGCCUAGAGGAAACCAUGGCCCUCCUUGCCUUCGGAGACCUUAAGGCAACAGAGAGGGAGGGAGAGGCGACAAGACAGACAGAUGCGCUUCGCUUCCUUUUCUGUGUGUCGUAUACAGAGUCCCGAGGCGCAGAGGUUGGCUGAGGGGUUGAUGGAGAGGGAGGAGGCGGCGCGGGCCGUCGAUGACGCCAUACUCGAAUUCUACUCCAUACACCAAGGCAAGCAACCACUCUGCCAGCCAUGUCUGGGGAGGGCAUGUCCGUCUGAGUAUGUGUGUGUGUGUGUGUGUGUGUACAGAGUCGACGCUGGAGAGUCUGCUGAAGAACUGCAAGUGGACGCAGCGUCAGCUGACGGAGGGCAAGGGGUGCGUGUUCCCCACACUGGUCGACGCCGCCGAGUGCCGGUUCGAGCCAAGCUCAGACUCAGACGCAAGCCCUGACAGAGACAGGGGGGCGGCAGACGCGGUGAACAGAGCAUAGCAUACACGCGGUGGCCACGCACUCAAGUGGUCACAUAUAUAUGUUUUCUUAUUGCGCGCCGUAUGUGCUGUGUUUGGGUGUUGUGUGCGCUUCAGCUCUUCCAGCCAUAGCUAUGCGAAGGCGGGCAUCUCCUCUGCCUGUGUCGGGGGGUGGGUGGAUCCGGUCUGAUUCGUGUAGUGUAUCCUAUCAAUCAAGGAUGAAGGCUGUCGAGCUGUUGGUGGGGUCGGCCGGUUGUUGCUGCUGUAGAGUCUAGCUUUUUGUGUACGGUGCGGUGCUGAUGUGGGCAUGUAUCACUUCUGGAUGGGAGGGAUGGUGCAAACAAAGGAGUGAGUGACCGAGGCCUCCCCUUUUUAUGUGUGGGGAUCCGGUCAUCCAGCAUUAAUUGUGGGCGGACACUGUCUGAGGCAAUCACACCAACCGUCGUUCCGA